AUGACAAAGUUACAAGGACUGAAGAGAUUAAAACAAAUCAAAGCGGUUGUAUUUGACAUGGACGGUACAUUAUGUCUACCUCAACCUUGGAUGUUUCCAGCAAUGAGAAACGCCAUAGGAUUGCACGACAAAGCGAUUGAUAUCCUUAAUUUCAUUGAUACAUUGCCCACAGAAAAAGAAAAAAAAGAAGCGCAUGAUAAAAUAGAACUAGUUGAAGCAAAAGCCAUGAAGGAGAUGCAACCACAGCCUGGUCUGGUUGACAUAAUGACGUAUUUGACCAAAAAUGGUAUUAGCAAGAAUAUAUGCACCAGGAAUGUCGGUGCUCCAGUCGAGACUUUCGUUACAAGGUUUAUUCCACUCGAGCUUUCGAGGUUUGACUAUAUUGUGACAAGAGAAUUUAGACCUACGAAGCCUCAACCUGACCCAUUAUUGCACAUCGCCUCGAAUCUGAAUAUAAGGCCCUUGGAAAUGAUCAUGGUAGGAGAUUCAUUUGACGACAUGAAAUCCGGUAGGUCUGCUGGGUGCUUGACGGUAUUGCUCAAGAAUCAUGUGAAUGGACAUUUACUGCUCGAACAUAAAGAACUGGUAGACGUUUCAGUAGAAGAUCUUUCCGAAAUAAUUGAACUGAUUCAAAAUCUGAAUGACAAAGGUCUCUAA
Messenger RNA from Saccharomyces paradoxus, 657 nucleotides. Its product is annotated as putative haloacid dehalogenase-like hydrolase. The transcript has a single exon. NCBI's taxonomy places the organism in Eukaryota, Fungi, Ascomycota, Saccharomycetes, Saccharomycetales, Saccharomycetaceae. Bases 1 to 657 code for a protein of 218 amino acids. The record is from RefSeq and is a predicted model, not a curated record.